Molecule: messenger RNA, 2889 nt
Organism: Fulvia fulva
Lineage: Eukaryota; Fungi; Ascomycota; Dothideomycetes; Mycosphaerellales; Mycosphaerellaceae
Product: Positive regulator of purine utilization
Exons: 5
Coding region: 1-2889 (962 amino acids)
Biological process (GO): DNA-templated transcription; positive regulation of transcription by RNA polymerase II
Molecular function (GO): zinc ion binding; DNA-binding transcription factor activity, RNA polymerase II-specific; sequence-specific DNA binding
Source: RefSeq, a predicted model, not a curated record
AUGGCUCCAUCCAGCAAGAAACGUGAGAGAGACGCUGAUGAUGAUACACCCUUGCCGGACGACACUUCGGCGGCCUCGCCAACAGAGGCUGGAGGCUCGACGACCAACUUCCGGAACGUGUCGGCGUGCAAUCGAUGCCGAAAUCGAAAGAAUCGCUGCGAUCAGAAAUUGCCCAAAUGUACCAACUGCGACAAAGCCAAGGUCAAGUGUGUUGGCUUUGACCCAGUCAGCAAGCGGGAAAUACCUCGCAGCUAUGUCUACUACCUCGAAACGCGAGUGCGAAACCUGGAAACCAUCCUUGAAGCGAACAGCCUGCCAUUCCCACCGCCCAGCGAGGACUUUGCCAUAGACGAAGCUAUCAAGCCCGGUGUCAACGUUCCUUACCCAGUCCAAGAUGAAGAUGGGCCUCCGCAGAAGAACAUCAAACACGAGGCAGCAUUGGAGACCCGGCCGGCGCUCGACCCAUCACUGAACGAGCACGAUGAGCGGGAGAAACUGGGAAAGCUGGUGAACGAUAUCGGCAUGGUUUCCGUGCAAGGUGCUUCAGAUUCGCGCUUCCUUGGAUCAAGCUCUGGCAUUUCAUUUGCAAGGGUGGUGUUCGCUGCUGUCAAGCGAUCGGUGAAUCAGACUCCUACUCCCUCCGAGAGGAUAGGCACCAAGGCUUCGAAGCUACCGCCCUUGGACGUGGCGGGAGGUGGCACUACUAUGAGAGACUCGUUCUUUGGUUUGCAUUCCAAGCCAACCAUCAAGCCUGCGCCGUUUCCCGAAUGUGAACUGGGUUCUCGACUUGUAGAGCUCUACUUCGAGCACGCGAAUCCACAAAUUCCUGUGCUACAUCGAGGCGAAUUCAUGUCUCUGUUUGAUCGCGUGUACGCAAAAGAUGCUAAGAAGCGAACAUCGAGAGAGCUUUACAUGCUGAAUAUAGUGUUUGCUAUCGGCUCUGGCAUCAUCAUGGACUCUGCGGGCACUGAUCACGCCAGUAAUAGGAGAGAUGACUCGGCGCCUCCCAGCACGAAGCGGCAACGUGUAGCGAACCAUCAGCAUCAGCCAGAAGAGUAUCAUGCAUCGGCCAUUGUACAUUUAGAAAGCUUUUUGGGCUCUUCACCAGCAGCCGAGGGUGUCGGCGGAGGAUUAGAAGAGUUGCAAGCUGUUCUACUACUCGCAGGUCUUGCUUUGUUGCGGCCUGUCGCUCCUGGAUUAUGGUAUAUCAUUGGCGUAGCUGUCCGCUUGUCAAUCGACCUUGGUCUACAUUUCGAGGACGUGGAUCCUCAGCUAUACUCACAGGAGACAAGAUCUGAAGAUCAACGACCGGACUCCAGUGGCCUUGGGCGCAAGCAGUGGACGAGAGACCUGCGACGGAGGCUGUGGUGGUGCGUCUUCAAUCUGGAUCGGCUGGUGUCUUCCUGUGUUGGCCGACCAGUCUCUAUCAGUGAGGCAGUCGUGACCACCGAAUUCCCAAGUAUGUUGGACGAUGCCAAUAUCACGCCUGCCGGCUUCCUCAAACCUCUUAGCGCGGAGGGACUCCCCAGCUACAAGCUUGUUAGCAGACAUUACAUUCGACUUCGACUUCUGCAGUCAGAGAUCUUGCAGGUCUUGCAGCAUCGACAGGCAGAUCAGGCGCGGCAUAUGGGUGCUCAUAGAUCGAAUCCAUUCGUACAGUUUGGCCAGGAGUCGUCCUUUAUGCGCCCUUUCCGCUCCUUUCGUGAAUGGCGGGCCGAUGUCGAUGCACGGUUGUGGGAGUGGAAGGAAUCAGCGCCUCAGCCAUUUCACACUGGCGUUGCUUUCAAUCCGCUCUUUUUGGAGCUCAACUACUGGCAAGCUAUCAUCAUGCUGUAUCGCCAGUCUCUUACAGUGCCUGAGCCGCUAGCGGGUGAACUUAGCCCAGCCACUGGAGAUGAUGUGCAAAGUCCCGGAGCGGUGAACCUCGAGCAAGAAGAAGACAAGCAGAUGGUGUUCCUAAAAGUUGCGCAAGCUGGCCAGACCGUGCUCAAGACCUAUCGUCAAUUGCACAGGCUGAGGCUGGUGAAUUACACAUUCUUAGCUACGCAUCACCUGUUCAUGAGUGGCAUCUCAUUCCUAUAUGCCAUCUGGCAUUCGACAUUGGUACGAUCACAGCUUACAAUUGAUGAUGUCGACUUCACCGUAUUGGCUGCGACAUCGGUGCUUAGUGACUUGGUCGAAACAUGCCCGCCAGCAGAAGCUUGCCGCGACGCCUUUGUGCGGAUGAGUAAAGCCACAAUAUCGAUGGUCAUGAGCACGACAGGUUUCGGCAACGCAUCGACGCUUGGCACACAGCCUCUGAAUCAUCCAGAUGGAUACUUUGGAGGUCGGAGCAAUCCACAAAGGACCCCAGAACAGCAGACAGCGCCUCCGCCGAAGAGACCAAUGCCCAGAUUUGACAUGAACUUGAAGGACCUGUUCUCUGAAGAAGAAAUAGCAAGCCGACCCGUGACGCACCAGCCCGAGCUCCAAGGAUUUCUCAGGCCAACUCCCAGACAGCCGCCACUGUCUCCGCACCUUCCAGCAAAUGCAACAAGCCCCCACAGCACAGAAGGCGCCUCCCACUUCUCCCCACGGGCAGAGCACUCUUCCUCACAGCACGGGCGAACAUCAAGCACAUCCUACCAAACACCAAACCAGCAGCCAUAUCAGCCAUUUGCAGAUACCAUUACGCAAGCACAGCCAGAGUAUUCCUUUGACAAUCUAGACUUCUUGAAUGACUUCCCGGUGACAGAUCCCAGUACCGCGAUCUGGGGCCAUGCGAGCAGUGACAUGGACCUUGGCUUUGGAAAUGGAGGAACCGCUGGAUUUGACGGAAGUGGAGCCUGGGAAGCGAAUGGAGAGCUAUUUGAUUCCUUCUUCUUCGGAAGUGGUGGGAACGGCUACUGA